Debaryomyces hansenii CBS767 is the source of this 489-nucleotide messenger RNA. RefSeq names its product mitochondrial 54S ribosomal protein bL21m. NCBI's taxonomy places the organism in Eukaryota, Fungi, Ascomycota, Pichiomycetes, Serinales, Debaryomycetaceae. The record is from RefSeq and is a predicted model, not a curated record. Gene Ontology annotation, cellular component: mitochondrial large ribosomal subunit; ribosome. Gene Ontology annotation, molecular function: structural constituent of ribosome. The coding region runs from base 1 to 489 and encodes 162 amino acids. The transcript has a single exon.
AUGUUUCGUUUGGCAGUACCUACAUUGAGAAGUAGGGGCAUAGCUUCCACUUAUCCUAAUUUAUUUAUUCGUACUUUGUCUGGAACAUCGCAAACCACUCCAAUUAACAAACAAAUACCAGACUUAACUACGUUGAAAUUGGAUUCAAUCGGAUCUGAUAGUUUAUACGCAAUCUUCAAACUCCAUAAUAUCCCAUACUUGGUAACCAAAGGAGAUAAGAUAGUGUUACCAUUCAAAUUAAAGGAAGCUGAAGUGGGAGAUCUGUUGAUAUUGAAUGAUGUUGUUACAUUAGGGUCGCCAGAAUUCACAUAUAACGAUGACAGUGGAAUACCAAAGGAGUUAUUUGACUUGAAAGCAAACGUCGUUGAAAUCACAAGAGAGCCAUAUUAUGAAGUCUACAGAAAGAAACAAAGAUGCAGAAGAUUAAAGACAUUUCCUGUUCAAAAUUACCAAACCAUUUUGAUGAUUAACGAGUUGAAGUUGAAAUAA